AUGAGUAAUGAUGUAGAACAAUCGGCGGCCCAGUUGGAUAAUGAUUCUAAGCAUUCAAGGCGUGUAGCUAAGGAAUUCCUGCCAGAGAAGUUCCGACCAUUAUGGAUCCAACAGCCACGGUUAGAAAAUUUAUUAGCAAUUGUUAAAAGGAAUGUUGAGAUGCGGCAGUCACAAAAUAUUGGGAUUAAAACUCUUCAAAACAUUAUAAAUGUUUUUGUUGGCACGAUGAAGGAGAGAUUUAAGCUUGUAAUUGAGAAAAAUGUGGAACUAUUAGAAAGCGAAGGCCAAGCAAUAAAUCUAGAGGAAGUGAUUAAAGGACGAAUAGUAGCAGCAAAAUCCAAACUACAUCAACAAAUUUUAUUAAAAGAACAAGAUAAAGUGUCUAAUGUAACUAUUGUCGCCUAUUUAGAAUACAAUGCAAGCGUUGAAGAAUUUGUUGCAUCUAGGUUAGGGAUUAAGACUCAUGCCUCGAG
Messenger RNA from Funneliformis geosporum, 473 nucleotides. NCBI's taxonomy places the organism in Eukaryota, Fungi, Glomeromycota, Glomeromycetes, Glomerales, Glomeraceae. The record is from the annotation of a GenBank genome assembly.